Molecule: messenger RNA, 204 nt
Organism: Prunus armeniaca (apricot)
Lineage: Eukaryota; Viridiplantae; Streptophyta; Magnoliopsida; Rosales; Rosaceae
Source: the annotation of a GenBank genome assembly
AUGACUAUCGACUUUAGGUCUUCCAAGGGUUGGGGUCGGGGAUAUUCAUCGGUCAGUCCUUUGGAAGGUCGGAAUGCCCAACGUCAACGAGCGAUAGUGCAAUGUUAUAUGAAGAGUCUUCAAGAGGGGUUGGCCAAUAAUGGCGAAGUACGGGCUCGGGUGAUUGAGCACCACAAAGUGUGUCAGUGCUCUGACAUGUGCUAG